Messenger RNA from Truncatella angustata, 3596 nucleotides. RefSeq names its product MUS38-like protein. Gene Ontology annotation, cellular component: nucleotide-excision repair factor 1 complex. Gene Ontology annotation, biological process: double-strand break repair via single-strand annealing, removal of nonhomologous ends; resolution of meiotic recombination intermediates; nucleotide-excision repair involved in interstrand cross-link repair. The transcript has 2 exons. Lineage: Eukaryota; Fungi; Ascomycota; Sordariomycetes; Amphisphaeriales; Sporocadaceae. Gene Ontology annotation, molecular function: damaged DNA binding; single-stranded DNA binding; single-stranded DNA endonuclease activity. Bases 383 to 3190 code for a protein of 935 amino acids. The record is from RefSeq and is a predicted model, not a curated record.
CGCCUGAUCAUUCUGAUGACGUACGUCAACGGCCUCACGCAAAGCUGUGAUUGGGCGCUCACUAAGGCGGCGAUCUGAGCCGAUGAUUCGCGGUAAGCGCUCUCCCCAGAUUUUAUGGUUGCAACAACCCUUCCGAGUUCCAGGCUUCCAGAACCACGCUAUCGCGCAUCGACGCCCAUCUCACGUCAAUUCUGCAGCUUUCCAGGCAUUCCAGGCAGGCCACCAAAGACUCUUGUUCGGCUGACUCGGUGCACCCGGACCAAGCCGGAAGGUUGACAAAACCUGCCUCACCAAGUUCAAGAAUGCACAAGCUAUUUGAUCCACGUUUGAGCAACCCAUCCACGCGUCUUCAGCUACUCGUCGUGGCCAAGACGUGCCCCGCAUGUCUACCAACAAUGCUCCCCAACCUGUGAAGCUAUCGCUGCCCCUUGAGUAUCAGCAACACCUCUUCCAGGAGCUCCGUGGCGAGGAUGAACUCGUUGUCCUCGCCAAAGGCCUCGGUCUCAUGCGGCUGAUCACCAAUCUGUUGCACAGUUACGAUGCGGCAGGAAACAAUUUGAUCAUCGUCGUCGGCGCUGAGGACCGUGAGAAUGCCUGGAUCGGAGAAGCUCUCGCCGAGCAUGCGGCCAUUAGCAUGUCUCCUAAAGCCAGAGGUCUUACAGUUGUCAACACUGACUUUACUAGUGUCGCUGCCAGGGAAAGAAUGUAUGCAAAAGGAGGGAUCUACAGCAUCACUUCUCGUAUUCUAGUCGUUGAUCUCUUGACUUCGCUUCUCAAUCCGGAAACCAUUAGUGGUGUAAUACUGUUGCAUGCCGAGAAAGUGAUAGCAACAUCACUCGAAGCUUUUAUCCUUCGAAUAUACAGGCAGAAGAACAAGGCUGGCUUCCUCAAAGCCUUCUCUGACAACCCGGACCCUUUCACGAUGGGCUUCAACCCCCUUGCAAACAUGAUGCGAAAUUUAUUUCUAAGGAAAGUAUCUUUGUGGCCGCGUUUCCAUGUUACCAUUGCAGGUUCAUUAGAAGGCAAGAAGAAAGCAGAGGUCAUUGAGUUGGAGGUGCCCAUGACGGACGCCAUGAAAGAUAUUCAAACGGCCAUCAUGGAGUGCGUCGAAGUCAGCAUACAUGAACUCAAGAAGAUUAAUUCUGGCCUCGAAAUGGAAGACUGGAACCUGGACAGUGCAUUGCUUAAAAAUUUCGAUGUUAUGGUACGGCGGCAGCUUGAUUCCAACUGGCACAGGGUCAGCUGGAAGACAAAGCAGAUCGUUAGCGAUCUUACGGUUCUCCGGAGUAUGCUUACUUCCGUCCUUGCGUAUGAUUCUGUGUCAUUUCUCCAGCAUCUGGACACGAUUCAUGCUACCCAUUCGCCACAACCCGGCUCAACAAGGCAGAGUCAGUCUCCCUGGAUGUUCAUGGAUGCAGCCCACACAAUUUUCAGUACUGCAAAGCAGAGAGUUUAUUCAAGCAAUGCCAAGGCGACAGAGGCGACACCGCUCGACGCCCUGAGACCAGUGCUAGAAGAACAACCCAAGUGGGCAGUUUUGGCCGAGAUCCUCCAAGAAAUAGAUCGAGAUCUAUACUUCGAGCCAGCGGCCAGGGACGAUUCCAAUGGCACGAUCCUGAUUAUGUGUUCGGAUCCUGCCACGUGCCGCCAGAUUCGACUAUACCUCGAGUUGAUGUAUGUUAAGCCGAAAGAAGAUGACCCAACGGUCAAGAAGAAGCAGAAGGACGAAGAUGCCAAGCCAUCCGCAGCAUACAUGAUGAGAAGGAAGCUUCGGGAAUAUCUGAAGUGGAAAAGAGAGUUUGCACAAAUAAGUAGUGCGUUGUUCUCAGAGAACCAGAAGGCAAUCCAAAGUGCCGAAGAUCCAAGACUUCAAAGUAAGGGACGCGCACCAGCGAAUAAGCGAAGACGACAAAGAGGUGGUGGUGCAGCUGGCACAGUGACUGGGCGUGCUGCGAAUGGAAGCUUGAUACAGUAUUUCGAGAAAGACUCCGAGGUAGAUGACCUUGUUGCUGGUGUCCAACCAACCGAAGAUGAGGCAAAUCAGAAAGCCGAAAUCAUAGCGGACCCUCUGGACGAUAUGGACGACUACUAUGAGCUAUACGAAAUGCAGGAUCUCGUUGUGGUUCAUGCAUACGAAGGCGACCAAGAUGAGCACAUCCUCGAAGAAGUCAAACCACGAUACAUCAUUAUGUUCGAACCGGAUGCUAGCUUCAUUCGACGAGUUGAGGUGUAUCGUUCGUCACACAGCGACAGGAACGUGCGAGUGUACUUCAUGUUUUAUGGUGGGUCGGUGGAGGAACAGCGAUACCUUGCCUCCGUCCGUCGAGAAAAGGAUGCUUUCACCAAGCUCAUCAAAGAACGUGCCAGUAUGACUAUUGUUGAUACGACGGAGGCUCACGGUAUCGAAGACCCGCAAGAGACUUUCCUCCGGACGGUCAACACUCGAAUUGCUGGUGGUGGUCGACUUGCAGCAACGGCACAACCACCACGUGUCGUUGUGGAUGUGCGAGAGUUCCGCUCUUCUCUGCCUUCGUUGUUACAUGGGCGAAACAUGGUCAUUGUUCCGUGUAUGUUAACGGUUGCCGAUUAUGUUUUAUCGCCGACUAUUUGCGUUGAGCGCAAGUCAGUGAGUGACUUGAUUAGCUCCUUCAAAGAUGGUCGUCUCUAUAACCAAGCCGAGACCAUGUUCCAACACUACAAGAGUCCCAUGCUUCUGAUUGAGUUUGAUCAGAACAAGUCUUUCACCCUUGAACCGUUCGCGGACUUGUCAGGCAACCUGUCCUCGAUCAACCCUGCCAACGUACCUUCGGACCUUCAGUCGAAGCUCGUCCUUCUCACACUUGCAUAUCCGCGUCUGAGAAUUAUCUGGAGCAGUAGUCCAUAUCAAACCGCCGAGAUUUUUGAAAACUUGAAGACGCAGGAGGAGGAGCCGGAUCCAAUUGCAGCAGUCCGUGCUGGACUAGACAAGGAAAUGAAGGCCGAGGACCAGACAUUCAAUCUCGAACCGCAAGAAAUGCUGGGAGUCGUACCGGGCGUAACGCCCAAGAAUAUAAAAAAUCUGGUGCUCGAGUGCGAGAAUGUUCGCGAGGUUGCGAACAUGAGUGUGGACGACCUCGAGCCAUUAGUUGGAAAAGAAUCUGGGCGGCAAAUUGAGAGGUUCUUUGCAAGGAAUCUGAUCGAUAUGGACUGAUCUGCUGUGCAAAAGCCAUGUACACAGACGGAAACAGAGAUGGGGUAAAAUCCUAAAGCCAGGUCCCGUAUAUCCGGCAUUCCCAAACUAAAAGAUUGAAUCUCUGAAAGCGUUUUAAACUUUAGAUAUUACACAAAUACAAGAGCAAUGUGCGAGUCAGAAAUUGCACGACGCUUGGAGACCUGUGACAGAAUUAGUAACGAGUGUACUGAUUUGUACGCUCAGCAAUGGUGUCAAUGUAUUUCCCGGGUCGGUGUAGACACGGCGUGCUGGAAAAGGGUAUACUAUGUGGACUUUGAAGCAAAUAGUAUCCGCCUUCCAGAUCCGCAAUUUCGGCCAUGUGAUAGGAGAAGGCAGAUGAGUAUGUCGUUAUUGUGAAUGCACCGUCAGCACAUUUCACAGUUAC